Messenger RNA from Spirometra erinaceieuropaei, 1140 nucleotides. Lineage: Eukaryota; Metazoa; Platyhelminthes; Cestoda; Diphyllobothriidea; Diphyllobothriidae. The record is from the annotation of a GenBank genome assembly.
AUGGCCAACUGGGAAGAGCUCGCCCGUGAUCGUCCGACAUGGAGGAGAGCAGUGAAGACGGGCACUGCUAUCCACGAAGCCAACCGAAUCGCCGCCGCCAAAGUGAAACGUGAAGCCCGCAAAUUACCAUCUCGCCCAGUACGUAACGCUGCCGCACAACCGCUCUCUACGUGUCCUCGAUGUCAACGGACAUUCUGGGCACGAAUCGGACUUGUUGGACAUCUUCGGAUCAACUGCACCUCUCGAACUGCUCCAGCCAUCGUCCCCCCGCCCGCCUCUUCCUCGUCCUCUCUGCCGCCAAAUAACUCUGACUCUCCUUCUGCAUCACCACUUCCAUCCCCCUCCUUCUACUCCACUGCCCAAGCGGCGGCCGUUCAGACUGCCGUCUCACACAUCACCAACCCCGACACAAUAACCAACAUCACCUCCACCUCUCCCGCUUCCAGUGAUGAGGAUCAGUACUACACCUGCACUCACUGCGACCGCACCUUCACCUCUCGCAUCGGCCUGGUCGGUCACUUGCGAAUCCAUCGCACAGAGACUGGCGAACAAGUGCCUGGAGCACCAACCUACACUCACCGCACUCGCCUCCACUGCCCACACUGCCCUCGCAGCUUUAGGCAUCGCAUGGGUCUAUUAGGCCACAUGCGCAUCCACGAGAGCGGAAUUGACCGCAGCCUUGACACAUCCACCCCGCCGAGCCCCACUCCCAAUCAAUCCCCUUGUGCACCCACUAACCACUCCCCAGCCGACAUCGACGCCACCGUCCUUACCACCCCUCACUCCUCCCCUUCCUCCUCCUCUUCCGCCUUCACUGCCACAACGACGGACGCUUCGGCGUCUGUCGCCCACGACUUUACCACAGCCGAACCUGACACAACAACAGGCACAACCCCUGCAGCCUCCAUCAUCAGACGUGAGGGUCAGGACUACAUCUGCCCUCACUGCAAUCGCACCUUCACUUCACGCAUCGGCCUGGUCGGUCACUUGCGAAUCCAUCGCACAGAGACUGGCGAACCAGUGCCUGGAGCACCAACCUACACCCACCGCACUCGCCUCCACUGCCCACACUGCCCUCGCACCUUCACGCAUCGCAUGGGUCUAUUCGGCCACAUGCGCAUCCACGAAGACCUGCGGUAG